CUAUGCCAUAAACACUGAGUUGUUGUCGGCCGCUUUAAAUUUAAGAAGAAGACAUAUAUCCCAGCGUGCACUACUGUUUCUGUGUCCGAGGUUACCAAACCAAACUAAGCAGCAGACCACCGGAUCUUGCUGUAAGGGAUUUUUUCGGCAGCGAAUCCGACACAGAUAUAAGGCAGAGACUGUGUUUCCUUUACCCUCUUCCAGGAUGAGCGGUAUGCGCACCUUCGUCAGCGCCAGCUGGAUGGUCGUGUUGGUGGGGAUCGGCUAUGGGAUGUGGACUAUCAUAUCUCCAGGAGAAGAGCAACGGAAAGAGCUCAUCAAGAAUCUGCCUGAAUCGAACCCAAAGAGAAUGGAAGAGACGAGGAAGAGGAACGCUCUGGUGAUGCAGGCACUCAAGGAGGCGGCUGAAACCGACGAGAAUAUUGCAAGAGGACCUGUGAGAUAGAAAGGCCAAGCUCUGGGACCCGUUUGGGAAGUCUCUGUGUAUUGAAUGCUGCUGGCAUGCAGGGCCACAACCUAAAUAAAGAUGGACAUUUUAUUAUUCUAUAGGGAGAUUGUAGUUUAAUUUUCACCUCUAAUGUCUUAAUUGUAUGUGAAAACAAUUUACCAUUGGAUGUCGAGAUUAUUUAUUAAAACUCUCCAAAGACAA
Messenger RNA from Etheostoma spectabile (orangethroat darter), 649 nucleotides. RefSeq names its product ubiquinol-cytochrome c reductase complex assembly factor 3 (gene uqcc3). Gene Ontology annotation, biological process: mitochondrial respiratory chain complex III assembly. The coding region runs from base 206 to 445 and encodes 79 amino acids. The transcript is spliced from 2 exons. Lineage: Eukaryota; Metazoa; Chordata; Actinopteri; Perciformes; Percidae. The record is from RefSeq and is a predicted model, not a curated record.